Stegodyphus dumicola is the source of this 1513-nucleotide messenger RNA. Its product is annotated as BTB/POZ domain-containing protein 6-like. Gene Ontology annotation, biological process: neurogenesis. Gene Ontology annotation, cellular component: cytosol. NCBI's taxonomy places the organism in Eukaryota, Metazoa, Arthropoda, Arachnida, Araneae, Eresidae. Gene Ontology annotation, molecular function: protein binding. The record is from RefSeq and is a predicted model, not a curated record.
AAAGCACUUCAUUACUCUGAUAAAACGAAAUACAAAUUUUAUUUUAAGCGAUCGGCUGUAAAGUGAUACAACACGCGCAUUUGAAAAGAAAAUUUCGGAAAAAUGGAAGAUUCCGAUACUGCAUGGCAAAAACAGCACAAAUCUGUUAUUUCCCGGUUGAGUCACAUGUUGGAUAAAAGCUUGCACACUGAUGUCAGAUUCCUUGUAGGUUCCAAUCAUCCUGCCAUUUUCGAAGCACAUAAGCUUAUUCUUGCUUCUGGUAGUUAUGUGUUCGAGAGUAUGUUCUACAACCAGUCCUCUGAAAUAACAGACCCAAUUAAAAUUCCUAAUGUUGAACCCUUGGGUUUUGAGAUAAUGUUGAGGUACUUGUAUGACGAUAGCACAGAUUUCGAAAAUGACGCUGAAGUUUUUAUGACAUUGCUAUGUGCAGAUGCAUUCGCUGUAGAAUCUUUAAAAGAGAUCUGUCUACAACGACUGUCUGAAUUACAACCGUCCUCAGAGAACGUCUGGAUUUCUUUGGCCUUCAGUAAAUAUUACAAACUUGCAGCCCUGGAAGAUCACUGUACAUCUUUCAUUAUUGAAAAUGCAAGGGAUGCCUUUCAAAGUGAACAUUUUCUCAGUGCAAACAUGCAAGUGCUUUAUUACGUUCUAUCUCUACCACUUUUGAGAGUAACAGAGUUCGAACUUUUAAAGUUUAUUGUAAAAUGGGCAAAAAAUCGCAAAAAAGAGGAAACGGUUUCCUUGAAAUAUCUGUUACAACCUCUGUUGCGCUUAAUUCAUUUUCCGUCAAUAGGACCGGGAGAGUUCUGGAAAUUUUCCGUCGAAAAUCAAGAUGUUUUUGAUACCAAAGAUCGACUCUGUAUAAUACACCACUUAAUAAAUUCAGAUACUUACCCGCUUCCUGUGUGGUGUUGCAAGAACAGUCCAAGAUGUGACUUAACAGAAAACAUUUUGUUCAAUUUGGUUGAUACCUCCUCACGGAAGCGGGCAUACACAUCGAUAGUGAAGUGGUUUGAAUGCAAAUAUGAAAUACGAGUUACUUCUAAGGAAGUGCUGCAUAGCGAUGUACAAACAAUGACUAUUGCCUGGGGCAACAAACCUGAAGAUCUGCCUUUAGACUGCGAUAUCAAAAUUACAUGGAACCAAAACCUGUCUUUCAAAUUAAAUUCAGUUAAAAAGUCUCAUGAAAUGCAAGAAAUUGUUUUUAAUUUUGAUAAAAAGAUUUAACGGCCAUCUUCGUAUCAUCCAUUCACAAUUCAUGUGCAUUUCAAAAAACCGGUAACAAUAUUUUUUCUUCGUGCUUCUCCACAAAGAACUAAUUCUGUGAAAUGCGUAUUUCUCAGUGCUCAAGCGAUGACUUCAGCAAAUAAAAGAAUAAUGUUUAAUAAAGGUGACUGCGUGAAUAAUAUAACAUUCACACGAAGGAUACAAAAUAAACCAGUUAGAGAUUAGAAUUUGAUUGCAGCUUUUUUAAUUAAACAUCGUAGCUGAAAAUUAAAAUUUUAUUACAUUA